GUUCAACAAUAAUCGCAAAAGAACGAACCACCCCUCUUGAUUUUCGCAUCGCGAUAUCCUCAAGAUUGCAUUGCGAUUUAAAACCAUACUUUAUCUGCCUAUAUCACGUCAAGCCACGACACCGCAGCCAGUCGCGCUGUGUUCUCGCCACGAUGGAGUACGACCACAUGAUGGAUGGCGACUUCAAGGAUGACUUUGGACCCAAGGUCCAGGUGUCUGCGGUCGACGAAAUCCAUGUCGAUUUCGAGCUGAGUAAUGUUGACUUGUCACUUGCCAAUGGCCUCCGUCGCGUCAUGCAUGCGGAAGUUCCCACCGUCGCGAUCGAUCUUGUCGAGAUCGAAGUCAACAGCUCUGUUCUUGCCGACGAAUUCAUUUCCCACAGACUCGGACUAAUCCCCCUUAACUCGAGCAACAUCGAUCAGCUCAACUACUCGCGAGAUUGCGACUGUGACCAGAACUGUGAACGAUGCAGUGUGAUUCUGGAUCUACAUGCUAAGUGCACUACGGAUGAUAUUAUGAAGGUUUACGCCAGAGAUUUGUUAGUUCGUCAAGAGAGACCUAACAACCUUAUUGGCAACCCUGUCAUCACCGAUCCAGAUCACCUCGGCUCGUUGAUCUGCAAGCUGCGUAAAGGACAAGAGCUCAAGCUUACAUGCAUUGCCAAGAAGGGUAUUGCGAAGGAGCAUGCCAAGUGGUCCCCAGCUGCUGCCAUUGGGUUCGAGUAUGACCCUCACAACAACCUUCAUCACAUUGAUCUCUGGCACGAGGACCCCGAGCAUAUACAGGAUGAAUGGCCGAAGUCGAAGUACGCGGAUCUCGAAGAGCCCCUCGGCGAUAACGAGAUCUUCGAUUACGAUGCUGUUCCGUCGCGAUUCUACUUCGAGGUCGAGGGCAUUGGCAACAUUUCUUCCGAUACGAUUGUUUUGGAGGGCGUCAAGGAAAUACAGCGCAAGUUGGCUGGGCUUAUCCACGGGCUCGGUGAGAACGAUGGCAUGAACGGCGACUACGACGGCCCCCGAAGCCCUGACGCGAUGGAUGGAGGCGCGAACUACUUAGAUCAAGGCUACACUACACCUUACGGUAACACCGGAGGUGCUAGCGCUUGGGGUGGUGGUGCGACAGCCUAUGGAACGACACCGUACGGCAACUCCGGCUCGAGCGGAUGGAAUUAGACGGUGCGCUAUGUUAGAUGAACUCGAUACAUCUGGAGAGAGUAGCGGCACCAAGCUACUUGUACAAUAUGGAUAAACGACACUAGAUCAAGUUCGAGAAUUGGUUCUCCUGAGAUUGGGUCUCUGAUUUCAUUGCAUGGUACGGAGUUUAGGAGACGCUAGUCUGGGGAAAAGGGUCUUGCAUGCAUGAUGCUUUGAAUUCUUCACGUGGCAAUUGCACAUCCUCGAGGAAUAAUAGUCUAGGAAAAGAUCACAUAAUGCAAAUCAUAUAA
Messenger RNA from Annulohypoxylon truncatum, 1444 nucleotides. Its product is annotated as insert subdomain of RNA polymerase alpha subunit. The transcript has 3 exons. The record is from RefSeq and is a predicted model, not a curated record. Gene Ontology annotation, biological process: DNA-templated transcription. Lineage: Eukaryota; Fungi; Ascomycota; Sordariomycetes; Xylariales; Hypoxylaceae. Gene Ontology annotation, molecular function: DNA binding; DNA-directed RNA polymerase activity; protein dimerization activity. Bases 153 to 1172 code for a protein of 339 amino acids. Gene Ontology annotation, cellular component: RNA polymerase II, core complex.